CAGACGCGAGGGCAGAACCGUGGUUAUUUGCCGACAAGGUCACCUUCGAUAACAACACGUUGCUCGCGCAGAGGUAAAAACUAACGUCAUCUCAACCGGCGAAAAACUUCCGCCUAGCGUUUCCCCAGCCUGUGUUUUGGCUGGAGUGGUAGUGAAAAUUGUCAAUUCUCUGCAUCAGUAGGUUGCUGUUCACUUGAUCUAGACGUUCAGCCAAGCAUUCCCAUACUUAGAAACAUGGCUACGUCAAGCUUGCGGAAAGCUCGCCAGCUCUGGUCGGUGGUGCAGACCGUCACUUCACGUAGCACGUGCAUCUCGCGCUCAGGUGCGUUGUCACAGCUACAGAGGCUCGCUAACAUUCAGCAGACGACGGGGCAAGUGAGGACUGCGGCAAAGAGGGCGGGAAAAACUGCCAAUUUGGAACCUGAUGAACCUGCCAUGUAUUGUAACCAAUGCGAGCAGACAAAGAACAGAACCGCCUGUACCGCCAUCGGUGUGUGUGGAAAAGUCCCCAAGGUGGCGCACAUGCAGGAUCUACUCAUCCACGUGAUGAGGGGGGUUUCUAUAUAUGGGCACAGAGCCGCCCAGAUGGGCGUGGUCAUCGAUGAGAGGGUAUACGACUUCAUGUUUGGGACGUUGUUCAGCACCUUAACCAACGUGAACUUUGACCCCAUGCGGUUCCGCUCCUACAUCCUGGAGGCAGUGGGUGUGAGGGAGGAGCUAAAACAACAGUACUUGGAAGCCUGUCAAAAGAAGGGCGUGGCACCGGAAGAGUUCAGCAGCGGUCCCGCCGCCUGGUUCCCGCCAGAUGGCAGCACAGACGAAGAUACGCUUGACGAAGAAGGUAAGAAGUUCACGCUCACCAACGAUGUCCCUAUAUACGGAGCUGACAUUGCGGGUGUCCGACAGAUGAUCGUGUUUGGGUUAAAGGGGAUGUCUACGUACGCCAGACACGCCCACGUGCUGGGGCAAGACAUGAAGGAUAUCGGAGCGUUCGUUAUGGAGGUGUUUGAUUUCCUUGAGAACGGCCCAGUGGAGGAAAGAAACGAUCUGGCAGCCAUGCUCGGCUGGGCGUUGAAGGUCGGGGAGGCCAAUGUCAAGGUCAUGGAAAGGUUAGACAUAGGUCAUCGUGAACAGUUUGGGGCACCGUCGCCAGCACAGGUGUCAACAAAACCAAAACCCGGCAAGGCAAUUCUGGUGUCCGGCCACGACAUGCACGACUUGUUGAAGAUCUUGGAGGCGACAGAGGGUACCGGGAUCAACGUUUACACCCACGGGGAGAUGCUGCCAGCGCACUCCUACCCAUGGUUGAGAAAAUUUAAGCACCUUGCUGGACAUUUUGGAGGGGCGUGGCAACUUCAGCAGUUUGAAUUCCCAACAUUCCCUGGUCCCGUUGUCAUAACAACUAACUGUAUGAUUGAACCAAUGAAAUCGUACAAGAACCGCCUUUUUACUUUAAACGACUGUGGUUGGCCAGGUGUUGAGCACAUCGACAUAGCACGUGACAUGGAUCGCGUGAUAAAACUAGCCGAUGAGCUGAAAGGCUUUCCCGAGGCAGACGACAAGACAGAGGAGCAGUUUCUGAGUGUGGGAUUUGGCAGAGAUGUCCUGUUAGACAACGCAGACAAGGUUAUUGAAGCAGUAAAAUCGGGCGAAUUGAAACGCAUCUUCGUGGUUGGUGGUUGUGACGGCGCCGAACACAAGCGGAACUACUUCGCCACCCUGGUGGACAGCUUACCCCCAGAGACCGUGGUCCUCACCAUGGGAUGUGCCAAAUUCCGCUUUAACCGCAAGGAGCUGGGGACGCUGGGGACAACAGGUCUGCCCCGUCUGCUGGACAUGGGUCAGUGUAACGAUAGCUACGGAGCCGUGGUGGUCGCAAACGCUCUGGCAGGGGCCUUCGAGACCGACAUCAACUCUCUCCCUCUCUCCAUCGCCCUGUCCUGGUUCGAGCAGAAGGCUGUCGCUGUUCUCUUGUCGCUUCUCCAUCUUGGCGUGAAGAAUAUCCGCCUGGGGCCUGUCCUCCCGGCCUUCAUCACACCCACUGUGCUGGAUAUCUUGGUGGAUAAGUACCAGAUAUCCGCCGUCGACGUGCGACAUCCCAAGGAAGAUUUGAAGCUGAUGAUGGGGUCUUCACAGUAGAAAUCCACGGCUUACCACAGUUUGGAUGAUCACCAUGGUGACCUGAGCCUCGAAAAGGACCGGGGUGUCAAGGCCAUGAAUCCCAUUGAAAAUGAUAAAUUUAUCUGUAAUUUGAGCCACACGAACCGCCGAUAGAUGAUUAAACAUUAACAAAUAUUCAUUAAUUUGAUUUAGCAUUAUGUCUGAUUCAUUAACAAGAAGUGACAUUAGUAGGAUGGAUGAUGGACGCUUUGAAUUAGAGGUUAAAGAGAUUCAGUUAGAGGUUUUUAGCUUCUAGUUCAGACGAACCAUUCGUGGAACAGUCCGUAUGCAGCAAAGAUUUUUUCUCUGGAAAAGUGGACUUUUUUUACUGUCAUUAUUGACCCAAUUACUUAGAAAUGGCAUAGAACCUUGAUUACAUUUUGAUUCAUAGUGACCUUUUUUUUGGGUCCAAUGGGUGGUUCUUCAGGCCUACCCAACUACCAGACACGGCCUGUUUUUUUCCUACCCCACAUCACUACCCGCGGUCUUAAGUUACUGGCGUUAGGAUCAAGGUCAAGACUUACCGGUGCUUUAUAAUUAUUGUCGAACAAAAUGUAAAUUCAGUAUUUCUCGAAUACCCGCCCAGGGUGCGUGGUGUUGAGUGCUUGUAACUGUCUAAUCGCGAAAGCUUAGUUUUAUAGUAAAUAAAUACCGACAUCAGGGUAAACAAUUUUGCACAAAAUUUUAAUAAACCAUU
Lingula anatina is the source of this 2857-nucleotide messenger RNA. RefSeq lists its product as uncharacterized. Gene Ontology annotation, molecular function: iron-sulfur cluster binding; hydroxylamine reductase activity; peroxidase activity. The record is from RefSeq and is a predicted model, not a curated record. Gene Ontology annotation, cellular component: cytoplasm. NCBI's taxonomy places the organism in Eukaryota, Metazoa, Brachiopoda, Lingulata, Lingulida, Lingulidae. Gene Ontology annotation, biological process: metabolic process; response to hydrogen peroxide.